AUGGUUGGCAGCAUGGAAGCUGGCAGCAAUGUGGGGGGCAGCAGCGUGGGGCGCAAAUCCCAGCGCAGCAGGGUGGUUUGGCAAGCCUCUCAAAAGGAGGCCCUGCUAUCAGCUUUCAGCAAGAGUCCUUACGUGAGCUUUGCACAGAGGCAGAACCUGGCCAGUCAAAUGGGGGUCCCCGAUUCCUGCAUCCGCGUGUGGUUUCAGAACCGCAGAAGUCGCACUGGAGCCGUGGGGCAGGAGCUUGGUUCCAGGGCACAGGGUGGAGGCAUGCCGUCAGACCACAGGCGGCCUCGCACUCGAAUCACUUCAGCCCAGCGCAGGAUCCUACUGCAAGCCUUCGAGAGGAACCCGCGGCCAGGCUUUGCUACUCGGGAGGAGCUGGCACAGAGGACAGGUUUGCUCGAGGACACGGUCUACAUCUGGUUUCAGAACAGAAGAGCGCGGUGCCUCAGCAGGGGCAGGCCCACAGCUCAAGAUCAAGACUUGCUGGCCUCAAGUGGGGCAGAUGAGGCCCGCGGAGGUGCGGGUGCCAGGGAGCAUGAAGGUGCCCGGGACAGUUUGUUGCCCCUGGCUGCUGCAGGGCUUACAGAUUCCUCCAGUCCCAGCGACCUGCCAACCUUCUGCACAGAGUCCCAGCUGUGCCAAUCGGAAGAGCCCUGUGGACCAGUCCAAGAAGAGGCCCCCGCUCAAGCAAGGAACACAGGCCCUCUCGAGCUGUUCCUUCCUCAAUGGCUAGACCAAGCCCAAGCGGAGGAGCUUGUGCCAGCCCCUCUGGAUUUGGAUGGAGUUCUGGAUGGCAGGGAGCUGGAAGGUGCCCACGACAGCUUGUUGCCACUGCCUCCCACUGGCGGUGUGGCCAUGGAUCCAUCGAGUCCCAGCGACCUCCCGACCUUCUGCACAGAAUCCCAGCCAUCCCAAGUGGAAGAGCCCUCCGGACCAGGCCAAGCACAGGCCCCCACUCAAGCAAGCAACACAAACCCUCUGGAGUUCUUCCUUGAUCAACUGCUGACCGAGGUCCAAGUGGAGGAGCAUGGGUCAGCUCCUCUGGAUCUGGAGCCAAUAGACACAGUGCAAAGGCGUGGCAGGUGUGGCGCUUGGAAACCUGACCCCGAAGGGAAGGUCCUGGUGUUGGCUGUAGCCCAAGGCGCGUGUGGAGUAGGCGGGGCUAGCGGAGCAGAGGCAGAGACCAUGGUUGGCAGCAUGGAAGCUGGCAGCAAUGUGGGGGGCAGCAGCGUGGGGCGCAAAUCCCAGCGCAGCAGGGUGGUUUGGCAAGCCUCUCAAAAGGAGGCCCUGCUAUCAGCUUUCAGCAAGAGUCCUUACGUGAGCUUUGCACAGAGGCAGAACCUGGCUAGUCAAAUGGGGGUCCCCGAUUCCUGCAUCCGCGUGUGGUUUCAGAACCGCAGAAGUCGCACUGGAGCCGUGGGGCAGGAGCUUGGUUCCAGGGCACAGGGUGGAGGCAUGCCGUCAGACCACAGGCGGCCUCGCACUCGAAUCACUUCAGCCCAGCGCAGGAUCCUACUGCAAGCCUUCGAGAGGAACCCGCGGCCAGGCUUUGCUACUCGGGAGGAGCUGGCACAGAGGACAGGUUUGCUCGAGGACACGGUCUACAUCUGGUUUCAGAACAGAAGAGCGCGGUGCCUCAGCAGGGGCAGGCCCACAGCUCAAGAUCAAGACUUGCUGGCCUCAAGUGGGGCAGAUGAGGCCCGCGGAGGUGCGGGUGCCAGGGAGCAUGAAGGUGCCCGGGACAGUUUGUUGCCCCUGGCUGCUGCAGGGCUUACAGAUUCCUCCAGUCCCAGCGACCUGCCAAACUUCUGCACAGAGUCCCAGCUGUGCCAAUCGGAAGAGCCCUGUGGACCAGUCCAAGAAGAGGCCCCCGCUCAAGCAAGGAACACAGGCCCUCUCGAGCUGUUCCUUCCUCAAUGGCUAGACCAAGCCCAAGCGGAGGAGCUUGUGCCAGCCCCUCUGGAUUUGGAUGGAGUUCUGGAUGGCAGGGAGCUGGAAGGUGCCCACGACAGCUUGUUGCCACUGCCUCCCACUGGCGGUGUGGCCAUGGAUCCAUCGAGUCCCAGCGACCUCCCGACCUUCUGCACAGAAUCCCAGCCAUCCCAAGUGGAAGAGCCCUCCGGACCAGGCCAAGCACAGGCCCCCACUCAAGCAAGCAACACAAACCCUCUGGAGUUCUUCCUUGAUCAACUGCUGACCGAGGUCCAAGUGGAGGAGCAUGGGUCAGCUCCUCUGGAUCUGGAGCCAAUAGACACAUUCUGUCCACUUGGAACUUGCCAGAAUAUUAUAUUUCUAGAAAUUAUUGACAACCCAAGCUUCCUGUUAUACUGCUGGGAAGAAGAUGUGGCCAAUGCUGUCAUGAAGUCCAAGAGUUUGAUAAAACCGCAGAAGUCGCACUGGAGCCGUGGGGCAGGAGCUUGGUUCCAGGGCACAGGGUGGAGGCAUGCGUCAGACCACAGGCGGCCUCGCACUCGAAUCACUUCAGCCCAGCGCAGGAUCCUACUGCAAGCCUUCGAGAGGAACCCGCGGCCAGGCUUUGCUACUCGGGAGGAGCUGGCACAGAGGACAGGUUUGCUCGAGGACACGGUCCUACAUCUGGUUUCAGAACAGAAGAGCGCGGUGCCUCAGCAGGGGCAGGCCCACAGCUCAAGAUCAAGACUUGCUGGCCUCAAGGCUUACAGAUUCCUCCAGUCCCAGCGACCUGCCAAACUUCUGCACAGAGUCCAGCUGUGCCAAUCGGAAGAGCCCUGUGGACCAGUCCAAGAAGAGGCCCCCGCUCAAGCAAGGAACACAGGCCCUCUCGAGCUGUUCCUUCCUCAAUGGCUAGACCAAGCCCAAGCGGAGGAGCUUGUGCCAGCCCCUCUGGAUUUGGAUGGAGUUCUGGAUGGCAGGGAGCUGGAAGGUGCCCACGACAGCUUGUUGCCACUGCCUCCCACUGGCGGUGUGGCCAUGGAUCCAUCGAGUCCCAGCGACCUCCCGACCUUCUGCACAGAAUCCCAGCCAUCCCAAGUGGAAGAGCCCUCCGGACCAGGCCAAGCACAGGCCCCUCAAGCAAGCAACACAAACCCUCUGGAGUUCUUCCUUGAUCAACUGCUGACCGAGGUCCAAGUGGAGGAGCAUGGGUCAGCUCCUCUGGAUACGGACCAAUAACACACACCUGAGCUUUCUCUUUCUCAAGAGGAUUACCAGUCCCUGGUGGAUAUGCUCUGA
Messenger RNA from Arvicanthis niloticus (Nile rat), 3216 nucleotides. The record is from RefSeq and is a predicted model, not a curated record. NCBI's taxonomy places the organism in Eukaryota, Metazoa, Chordata, Mammalia, Rodentia, Muridae.